AUGAAGAAGACCCAAUACCCAUCUGCCCCGGACUCCGGUGAAUGGGCUGCCUGCCCCGGGCAAGACAACCCGAGCACUCAGUGCAUUGUUGGCGAUGUCCCUGAGAUCUGGGAUGGUGACGAAUCUGACCACGAUGGGCCAUAUAAUGGUGUUGAGACUGGGAUGCUGAACUGGCACGACUUCGCCUGA
This is a messenger RNA of Suillus subaureus, 189 nucleotides long. RefSeq lists its product as uncharacterized. The record is from RefSeq and is a predicted model, not a curated record. Lineage: Eukaryota; Fungi; Basidiomycota; Agaricomycetes; Boletales; Suillaceae. Bases 1 to 189 code for a protein of 62 amino acids. The transcript has 4 exons.